AUGACGGUUACAGACGAAUCGCUAGAGGAAGUGGAGGCGUUGGGCACUGAGUCAAUCCGCAGAGUGGAGAGUUGGACGCAGAACGCGAAACUUCAAAUAGCGCACCAUAAAACGGAGAUACUACUGGUCAGUAGUCGGAGAGCAGUCCAACAGGUGGCGAUUGCCGUCGGAGAACAUACCUUAACCCCAAAUCGCGAAUUGAUGCACCUCGGUGUGUUGAUCGUCAAUCAGCUAAAAUUCAACAGUCACGUUGACUGCGCAUGCGAAAAGGUAACAAAAGCCAUCAGUGCACUGUCCAUGUCGAAUAACUUUGGACCAAGCAGUAGCAAGAGGCGCCUCUUAGCCAGUGUAUCAUCGUCGAUGCUGCGGUAUGGCGGACCAGCCUGGAUUACAGUGCUCCCCAACGCAACCGAGCGAAGCUGA
Sabethes cyaneus is the source of this 423-nucleotide messenger RNA. RefSeq lists its product as uncharacterized. Bases 1 to 423 code for a protein of 140 amino acids. NCBI's taxonomy places the organism in Eukaryota, Metazoa, Arthropoda, Insecta, Diptera, Culicidae. The record is from RefSeq and is a predicted model, not a curated record. The transcript has a single exon.